UGAGAACCUGUAGCAGGAGGGCGGCCGACCGAAAGAAGGAUGCAAGUAUAGAAGCAAUUCUCGCGAGAAGUAGAGUUGCCGUCGCUUCCAGAGGGGCGGAGGCCCGGAGGUGCACCACGUGUGGGUUACUGCUCGAGCUGAAUCGCGGAGACUUAACAGUUUGGGUUUAGGUUGGAUUUGGAACCGUGGAGAUGCGAAAGGAAACGCCGCCCCCCCUAGUAGCCCCGGCUGCCCGGGAGUGGAACCUUCCCCCUAAUGCGCCCGCCUGUAUGGAACGGCAGUUGGAGGCUGCGCGGUACCGGUCUGAUGGGGCGCUUCUGCUCGGGGCCUCCAGCCUGAGUGGCCGCUGCUGGGCUGGCUCCCUCUGGCUUUUCAAGGACCCGUGUGCUGCCCCCAACGAAGGCUUCUGCUCCGCUGGAGUCCAGACGGAGGCUGGAGUGGCCGACCUCACUUGGGUGGGGGAGAGAGGUAUCCUCGUGGCUUCUGAUUCAGGUGCUGUUGAAUUGUGGGAGCUGGAUGAGAACGAGACACUUAUUGUCAGCAAGUUCUGCAAGUAUGAGCAUGAUGACAUUGUGUCUUCAGUCAGUGUCCUGAGCUCUGGCACACAAGCUGUCAGUGGUAGCAAAGACUUCUGCAUCAAGAUUUGGGACCUUGCUCAGCAGAUAGUUUUGAAUUCAUAUCGAGCUCAUGCUGGACAGGUCACCUGUGUUGCUGCCUCUCCCCACAAGGACUCCAUGUUUCUUUCCUGCAGUGAGGAUAAUAGGAUUUUACUAUGGGAUACCCGCUCUCCCAAGCCAGCAUCACAGAUAGGUUGCAAUGCCCCUGGCUACCUUCCUACCUCCCUGGCUUGGCAUCCUCAACAAAGUGAAGUCUUUGUCUUUGGUGAUGAGAAUGGGACUGUCUCCCUUGUGGACACCAAAAAUGCAAGCUGUUCCCUCAGCUCAGCGGUGCACUCCCAAUGUGUCACUGGGCUAGUCUUCUCCCCACACAGUGUUCCCUUCCUGGCCUCUCUCAGUGAAGACUGCUCACUUGCUGUGCUGGACUCAAGCCUUUCUGAGGUGUUUAGAAGCCGAGCCCACAGAGAUUUUGUGAGAGAUGCUACUUGGUCUCCGCUCAAUCACUCCCUCCUCACCACAGUGGGCUGGGACCAUCAGGUCAUCCACCAUAUUGUGCCAACAGAACCUCUCCCAGCCCCUGGAUCUGAAAGUGUUGCUGAGUAGAUUGGAUUUAAGAAAGAAAGUAAACCUCUCCUAAGAAUCCACUCCUUUGCCUCUGACCCCUCCGUUUGUGAGACAACAGAGGAGCCUUGGAUGUUAUACCCUAGAUCUGUGUAGUUCAUAGGCAUUGUUUCUCAGUGUGAAGGAGGCUGGAUUUUGGUAUCCUAUAGUCACAGGAAGGAAAAACUUUCUUGCAAAUGGAUAUAUAUGUGUGCCUCAGUGUACAUGAAGAUCUAUAGUUUUUGGUUCUGGGGGAGACUAAAAAGAAUUGAUUUCCAUCUUUCUCAAGCACAUCUCUCCCCACAAAAAAAAAUCGACAAAAUAUUUUAUGCUUCCCGUGUAGUUUUCUAUGAAUUGGCUGUGUCUGAGUCGGGUAUGAGAUGUGGGCAUCCCUGGGUUCUUGUAAGCUCUUAGGCUACUUAAAGAUAGGUACAGCUUUAAUUUUUUUUUAAUGGAGCUUGAUUUACCAUUAUUACGGGAAAUGCUUCCAUUUGCAAAAAUCCAGCCCAACUACUUGACAAAGAGAUAGGAUACACUCACCGAAGUUUUGCACAGCUCCUUGCCAUUAAACUGAAUUGAAGUCCAUUUUUAUUGGCUGAAUAAAGAGUUUGGCUAGUGCUGGUAUAAUGCCUCCCUGACCCCCAUGGCUUUGUGUUUAUGAAAUAUAAGUGUUUUUCUGGCAUAGCUUCACAGAGCAAAGUUUAGGGUGGUGGAGAGCUUAAAUCAUUUCAAUGAAGUUAGAAAACUGACAUAGACUCUUACAGGGACAUCUUUAUCACCUUUGCUACCCCAAAAAACAGCCUGAGGACUGACCUGCCUCUGGGCCCUUUCUCUGGACAUAGGAAGUCUGCUAUAUUUGUAGACUCCUAAGAUUUUGCAAUCCAGCAUCAGGGAGAGAAUUAGGAAUAUCUAUUAAAUAAAGAGUUUAGGCAUUGUUUGCCUGUCUUUUUUGAAGCUUUUAUGUUAUCUGCACUUAGACACAUUUCCACUUCUGUGAAUUAUCAGUGUCAGCUUAGCCCAUAGCUCUUUCUCUGUUUCCUCAGUUCCCAGAAUAGUUACUUAGAGAUGAAGGUAAAUGUUUUUUUACUCCUUGGGUUGGAUUUAACUGGCCACUGCCAUUUAAAAUCAGAUAAAUUACUGAUUGUAUUGAAACAAAAUAUAAUCAAUUAUAUACUUAGGAACUUUGCAAGUUUAAAUUAGGGAAGAUCAUAUAAAACUAGGGCAGUUUGAAUAUGGGCAAAAUAUUUCUAAGUAAAGCUUCUGUAUUUCAUUCUUGCUAAUCCUGAACUCUCUGUUCUCAUGGGAAUGUAUAGUCAUGUGAUCUCCCAGAGUUAGGGCAGGGAAAGAAUACAUUCUUCAUUGUUCUAACUAUUACUUCCUGGGGAGGAGUAGGAUGAUUAACUGGAAUUAAGUUCUGCUUCUCUUUUGUGACCUUUUUUUUUUUUUUUUUUUUAACAGCUCCUUAAACUUGGAGAUAAUGAUAAUUCUUUCUAACCAUAAAAUCUGAAUUUACGUUUAAGAGUCCAAUUAGAACCAGUCAGCAGAUAAAACUUAAAUUCUGUGGUUACUUAGAGGAAAUAAGGAAGGGGCAUAACAUGGGCAUUAUAUUUUCAGUAUUUCUUUUCCUCUUAAGAAUAGUGGAGGAAAAAACUUAAGUGAAAGAGAUGAGACUCCACGGAAAUGUGUGUAUGUAUUAAGGUGGCUAAAACAACAUUACAGAAGGAAGAGUUUUACAAGAAGAAAAACAUCUUUGGCUUCAGAUGUAUCUGUGCUGAUGAGAGUAAUUCACUUCUAUUAAUGAUUGCCACAAGACAUAUGAAAACAUAAUCAAAGUAACGCAGGAGGGACCAGCACAAUUUUCAAUGUAUGUUAUGGUGAGCCAAGAAGAUAGUUCAAAAUAGAAGGUGACCUCAAAAUAAUCAGGAAUAUGAUGUCAUUUGGGGCAAUUGUCCACUAGGUCUUUGUCAUGAAAAGAGUUUCAGUAGAGUGAGCAUGGAAUUUACCUACAACAGGGAGCAAUGGAAUUGCUUUGUUUAAAAGCAUACAAACACCCUGAUCUUGGGGAGGGGGUGCAGGAUUACCCUUCUUCCCUAUCUAGGCUGAGUAAUCUUGUCCUGAGGACACCCACCACAUGAAGUAGAAAUCUCCAAAAUUAAUAAGUGAAUUUUGACCCCUGUUAGGCACAAGGUGGUGGAGGGGUGUGUGUGGGGGGGAAGUGGGGUGGUGGUGGUGGUAGGAGAUGUUGCCUUUAAAUCACCUCUUUGUCCUUGAGUGUUCACCCACCACAUGAAAUAGAAAUCUCCAAAAUUAACCAGUGAGUUGUAACCCUAGUCAGGCACAUGGUGGGGUCAAGGGGAGUGUAGCCUUUGAAUCACCUCUUGAAAAGCUCUUCUGUUUUCCCUGAUAGGUAGAAUGGCAGACUCUGGGACAGGUGUCCCCAGUAUAUUUCCUUCAGUAGCAAAGCAAUAAAAUUAAUGUUAUUCCUUUUUCUAAAAAAAAAAAAAAAAAAUCACACACACACAAAGGAAAAUGUCUUGCAUUUAAUUUCACUGAUUCAAAUUUUUGAAUGUGAAAGUGAAUCCAUUCAAUUUAAUUAUUCUGAAUCCACUGUAUUCCACUGCUGAUUUCUGGCAAGGACUACUCAAGGCUCACUCCUUGAGUAAUACUUGGAACCAAAGAACACUGGAGAAGGUUUACCCAGAUUCAGCUGGUGUCAGACAUUGGGCUGAUUCUCAGGGAUCUCACUAGCUUCAGGGAAUGUAACCAGUUCACAAUCAUUACAGCAUCAGAAACAUCCAAGCUCUAAUUGCUGGAACCUCUAGUCAUGUUUCCUCAGGACAGCAUGUUAGAAAGGAAGGAGAUGUGGGUGUUAGGGAACAAAUGUCAAUGGUGGGAACACAGUUCUGUAAACUGGGCUUACUGUGCCGGUCCCCCACAUGCUUUAUUUUGCAAGAAGCAAUUUAUCUGCAGCCCUGCCUGGCUUAAGUGAACAGGAUAUGUUACAUUCCUCAGCAAACUACCUGUUAGCCAUAGGAGAAAUACAGGCCUGAAAUAAUGUCAAUAAGAGGAACCAAAUUAACCUGAAGGGGGAGACUUUUUGUGACUUUUUUUUUUUUUUUAAACCAGCUCUUAAACUUGGGAGAUAACGAUAAUUCCUUCUAACCAUAAAAUCUAAGAAUUUAUGUUUUAAGAGUCCGAUUAGAACCAGUCAAUAUGGGCCUAAGUGACCUAAAGUUAUCAUGGUAGUGGAGACUUGAAAGUCUAAUACCAUUCUGCUGUCAGUCAAAGGUUAAGAGAUGAAUCUGGGUGGGCCUCUGGAAACUUAUCUGGGAUACCCAAUAAAAUAAGUGCAGAAGAGGCACACAUCCCUCUUUUUAUUUACUCAUUUUUCUUUGCAUUAUAAUUCUUAAUACAUCGUUGUACAAUAAUUUAUUAUAUCUCUGAUUAUAUAUAAGGUACGGUGACACCAAAUUCACAUCUUCAUACAUGUAUUUUGUAUAAUGAUGAGGGUCUCCUUCAUCCCUCUUCUAAUAGGACCCACUCCUCCUGGAGAGUGCCCCCUUUCUCUUUUCCUAUCCUUUCAAUAAACUCUUGCCAGUUA
Ictidomys tridecemlineatus (thirteen-lined ground squirrel) is the source of this 4818-nucleotide messenger RNA. RefSeq names its product WD repeat domain 77 (gene Wdr77). The record is from RefSeq and is a predicted model, not a curated record. NCBI's taxonomy places the organism in Eukaryota, Metazoa, Chordata, Mammalia, Rodentia, Sciuridae. Gene Ontology annotation, cellular component: methylosome. Gene Ontology annotation, biological process: oocyte axis specification. Gene Ontology annotation, molecular function: protein binding.